CAAAGUUAUCGUUAGGUGCGGCUGACGGAUGAAUCUAACCCAUUUACAGUUUCACAUGCACACCGAUUUCUCCAUAAAUCCAGAUGCUUUUGAACAAGUUCUUAUUAAACACACAAAGACCUCUUAUCGCCCUUUCUCAAGAUCAGCAUCGACGAGUUUUAAGAUCAGUCCGAUCAAUGGCACAAUCCUCUGGCAAGAAGCUUGUUCAGAUUGAUGUCACUUCAGACAGCGUCUGCCCAUGGUGUUUUGUGGGUAAAAAGAAUCUUGAUCAAGCCAUAGUUUCGUUGAAGGAUAAAUAUGAUUUUGAGAUUAGAUGGCAUCCUUACCUUCUUGCACCUGAUGCUCCAAAAGAAGGAGUUAACAAAAAAGACUACUACAGGAGUAAGUUCGGGGCUCGUUCUGAACAAAUUGUUGGCCGUAUGACAGAUAUCUUCAAGGGUUUAGGUCUACCAUAUGAUAUGAAUGGACUCACGGGUAGUAGUUUGGAUAGCCACAGGCUUAUACUUUUUGCUGGAAAAAGUGGGCAGGACAAGCAACAUAAGCUUGUGGAAGAACUUUUCCUUGGCUACUUCACACAAGGAAAAUUCAUAGGUGACAAGAAGUUUCUUGCGGAAUCUGCAACUAAAGUUGGUAUAGAAGGAGCAGCUGAGUUUCUCGAAGAUUCCAAUAACGGUUUGAAUGAGGUGAAGGAAGAGCUUCAGAAAUACUCCAAUGGCCUCACAGGAGUCCCAAAUUAUGUGAUUAAUGGGAAGCAGCAGUUAUCUGGUGGACAACCUCCUGAGGUCUUCAUCAAAGCUAUUCAACUGUCUGCAAAUUGACAGAAGGAGAGUAUCUAAUAAAACCUAAAACAAUUAUCAUCGCCUUUGCUAGGUCGGAAUAACUGUUUUAGUUGGAUUCCUAUUUGUAUGUUAUGUCGAAUGUUUCAACUUGUUGUCACUGUUAUUGACGUGUUCUUUCCUGAUGGAAAUAAACUUGCUGAUUACAUUAUAUUAUUCAAUUGAUUUUUGAGUC
This is a messenger RNA of Impatiens glandulifera, 1011 nucleotides long. RefSeq lists its product as uncharacterized. Gene Ontology annotation, molecular function: oxidoreductase activity. The transcript is spliced from 8 exons. The record is from RefSeq and is a predicted model, not a curated record. Lineage: Eukaryota; Viridiplantae; Streptophyta; Magnoliopsida; Ericales; Balsaminaceae. The coding region runs from base 84 to 818 and encodes 244 amino acids.